AUGGUGAGAGACUGCAGACAUGGUACAGAAGAUGGUCAGGGACUGCAGACAUGAUACAGGAGAUGGUCAGAGACUGCAGACAUGAUACAAAAGAUGGUCAGAGACUGCAGCCAUGAUACAGGAGAUGGUGAGAGACUGCAGCCAUGAUAGAGGAGAUGGUGAGAGACUGCAGCCAUGAUAGAGGAGAUGGUGAGAGACUGCAGACAUGAUACAGGAGAUGGUGAGAGACUGCAGACAUGAUACAGGAGAUGGUGAGAGACUGCAGACAUGGUACAGAAGAUGGUCAGAAACUGCAGACAUGAUACAAGAGAUGGUAAAGAUAUGCACAAGACAUGGUCAAAGACUGCAGGUG
Molecule: messenger RNA, 352 nt
Organism: Staurois parvus
Lineage: Eukaryota; Metazoa; Chordata; Amphibia; Anura; Ranidae
Source: the annotation of a GenBank genome assembly